UCAGAACAAAGUUAGAAAAAAUCAGAAUUUUUUUCAAAUUAGAAGGAAACAUUUUAAUGGAUGAGGCACAAUUACAAUUAGCAGAAGAAACGGAUUACAGCAGGGAUUUUGAGGAAGAUUUACGAGGAAAUGUAGAACAUGGCGAUGUUUAUGAUGAACAUUUGGCACAACUACCAGAAUUUGAAGUGCACAAAUUGGGAAAAAAUUUGGGAUGGACACAGAACAAAAUCAGAAUAAAUUCUGAAAACCAGAACAAAAUCAGAACUAAACCAGAAAUGAAUCAGAACAAAUCAGAAAACAUUCAGAAUAAAACCAGAAUAAAAUCAGAAAUAAAAUCAGAACAAAUUCCAAAAAAAAUUUUCCCGCAGCUUCCCAUCGUAACACGCAGAAAAGCCUUAUGGAGCACUCCACUGCCCAGAACUCGACCUUUUAGUCAUUCAUGGGCCUGGUUGUACACAAAACCCCCAACAGCGGCCACACAAAGACAAAAACAAACAACAACAAUAUCACCGGAAGUAAACAAUAAAAUAGAAAAAAGUGUAAUAAAUGACAAAAUGGAAAGAAAAGAAGAACGAAUAAAAAAAAUUAGCGAGGAAACAAUAAAAACCACAACGCCAAGAAUAAUGCUAAAUGAAACAAAUUUAAAUACAAAAAGUUUAGAGACAACAAAAACAAACAAAGAAAGAGAACAACAAACAAACAAAACAAAGGCAGAGAAGGAGAAAACACCGGAAACAACACAAACAACAACACAAACAACAACAUUCUCUACAAACAAGGCAACAACAUUAAAUAGAGAAGAACAACAACAAAUAAACAUAAAAACAAAACAGUUAGAGAAAGAGAAAACAGAAGAAACAGCAAAAACAACAACAAAAGCAACAACUACAACAACAUUUUCUCCAAACGAAUUAGUUAUAGAAAAGGAAGAAAAAGAACAUUUAAUUGAAAGAUUGCGUAAAUUACUCAAAAAUGCAAAUUUGAAGGGCGUGUUUCCCUCAGAGAACAAUAAAGUUGUUGUGGAGGUGCGUUCAAAUGUCAUCGCUAUUGAACCUGCUGUUGAUUCAAAAAAUGUUGAUCCAUCAAAAGCAGGCAGUGGAUUUGCUUGGCCCCGUUCUUGGGAGAAUAAUGAAGCCGAUGACAGAUUGGCAAUUCGAAGUUGGGCUAGAGAACAUUCCCGCCAACCUGACCACCAAUUAGUUUUGCCUUUCCAAAAUAAUUCAGACGAAGGAGAAGAGUCAAUUUCUACCCCAAAACAGCUUCCAAACAUUCUCCAGUCUUCAAUUCAAUUUACAACAACUACUAAAAUUCCAACAACAAUUAAAACAACAACAAAAGUACCAACAACUGCAAGAAAGAAGGGAGUAGUUAAACCAACUUUUUUCAAUUCUGGGACUCAUCGACAUACAGGCCCAACAUUCAACUGCCGCGUGUUGGAUGCAGCGGUGGAUGGCAUACCGAGUGAAAACAAUGACCAGACAUGCCCCUUAGAUUUUCCAGGUUGA
Molecule: messenger RNA, 1505 nt
Organism: Meloidogyne enterolobii
Lineage: Eukaryota; Metazoa; Nematoda; Chromadorea; Rhabditida; Meloidogynidae
Source: the annotation of a GenBank genome assembly